This is a messenger RNA of Haliotis rufescens (red abalone), 2648 nucleotides long. RefSeq names its product protein crumbs-like. Gene Ontology annotation, molecular function: calcium ion binding. Bases 50 to 2398 code for a protein of 782 amino acids. Gene Ontology annotation, cellular component: membrane. The record is from RefSeq and is a predicted model, not a curated record. The transcript has 14 exons. Lineage: Eukaryota; Metazoa; Mollusca; Gastropoda; Lepetellida; Haliotidae.
CUGGUCAGACAAGAUAAGCUAGGAAACACACACCUGUGUACCUUCAGGCAUGCCACCGGGGAUUGUCAUAGCAGCGGUUGAGGUCAUUCUCAUCCUUUGUGUAGGCCAUAACAAAGCAGCGUCGUCGUUGUAUUGUCGCAGCUGCGUUGAUGUCCACAGCCCUGCUUCCUGCACAAACAUACGCUCAUGUAAAGCUAAUCAAAUGUGUUCCACGCGGGAAAUGAGGAGCCUCAACGGGGACGUCGUCUACACGCUUGGGUGCGACAACAGCGACGUAUGCAGCUCGCAUGUUUUGGGUCCUGUCAUCGGACGUCGUGCAUCCUCUGGUUGUUUUCAAUGCUGCGGAAGUAACGAAUGCAAUGCUGGACUAUGUGCCCUUCAGCCACCGACAACCCCACACAGUAGCCUACCCAUUGGUGUCGUUGAUCAUUGCAACCCGAACCAUUGUGCCAACGGCGGAACCUGCGUAGAGAGGGUGGAUGGGUUCGUGUGUGAGUGUGCGUCGGGGUACACCGGUAUGAACUGCAAUAUCUCGGACCUGUGUGCCUCGGACCCGUGUCUGCAUGGGGGCAAAUGUCUGGAUACCAAAACAAGCUACGUCUGUGACUGCACUGGUACUGGCUACGACGGCUUUACGUGUCAGGUGCCCUACGAUGACUGCCUGUCACAACCCUGUCUCCACGGCUCUACCUGUAUUGACGGGUUUAAGAACUGGACUUGCAAGUGUGUUGCUGGCUUCGCCGGAAAUAACUGUGAAGUAGAACUCAGCGCAUGCGUAUCCAACCCGUGUCUCCAUGGAGGCACGUGCGUCGACACACAUGCUGGGUCAAAUCCAGGUCAAACAAGCCCGGGUUUUCACUGUCAAUGCGUUGAGGGUAUAGCGGGUGAUCGUUGCGAGACGAACUACGACGACUGCUGGGUGAAGCCAUGUAAGCACGGCACCUGCGUGGAUGGCAUCAACUCCUACACUUGCGACUGUACCGGUAGUGGCUACUCUGGUGUACUCUGUGAACACAAGCUCACCAACCAGUGUUUGAAUCAUCCGUGCCAGAAUGGCGGCACAUGUAUUCAAGAUGGCGACGACUACCACUGCGAGUGUCUUGCCUUCAAAGAGGGGCUAAUAACUCAUGGGGGCAAAAAUUGUUCUGUACUUUUGCGAGGUUGUGAGAAUGUUCAUGCCUGUCAAAACAAGGCUCUAUGUGUUCCCGUUCUUCUGAAUGAGGCUAAAAAUAUCAAUGGCUACACCUGUUCCUGUGCACAUGGCUUCAUUGGUGCGGUAUGUGACACGACCACAAUCAUGACGGUGUCGCCAUCGACUUUCAUCAGGAAGACCUACUCUUCUGGCUUCAACCUCACGAUGAGAUUCAGGACAGGACAGUCUAAUGGGGUUUUGCUCUAUAAUCGGGUUGGAAACGCAUUCGUCAGCGUUGAGAUCGUCAAUGGCUCACUGUAUCUUGUGUCGGGCGAUACCUUCGGCUACAAUGACACCCAGGAAGCUCUGACGUCACUUCCGCUUGAUGACUCGCAAUGGCACAGCCUCAGUCUGGUGUACGAUGGCAACACCACCCUAUCCCUCAUGGACCCUCUCUGUAACACGACUGACGAUUGCAUCUUAUCCUCUACCGGUCCUACUUCCGCCAGUUCACUUAGAGAGCAUUUCAUUGGUCGGGUUCCUGUGACGCCAUGGCGUCAGGGCACUGUGUCCAAACGCGAUUUUGACGGAUGUGUCGAAGAUGUCAUAUUCAACUCUGAUGUUAUCAUACCGGAUAAUUAUGGUGUGGCGGAGUUCCAUGGAAUCAAGAUGGAUUGCCCAGCCUGUCUGCCAGGGACAUGUGACGGUAUUGGCAAGUGUUACCCUCGCGGAAAUACAAGCUUCCAGUGCUGCGCGGGAAUACACAACGGAGUAUGUUUCAAUGAUAACGGAGUAACGUGUAACUUUGAUGCUGGUCUCUGUGGUUGGGUCCAGUCAGGAAAUGAUGUCUUUGACUGGACCAGGUUUCAAGGAGCGACGGGUUCAACUGACACCGGGCCAUCGGGUGAUCACACAUCGGGAUCAGGAUACUACAUGUACACUGAAGCUUCGAGUCCAAGGUCCCAAGGAGAUACUGCUUCUCUCCUCUCCCCACGUUUUGACGUCACCAGCAAAAUGUGUCUACAGUUCUACGCACAUAUGGUAGGGAGUACGAUGGGCUCCUUAGAGGUUUAUGAAGAGUACAACGGUCAGAGGACCACUUUAUUCACGAAAAAAGGAAGCCAGUCUGGUCAGUGGUUCCCUGUUAGUAUCAACCUGCUGCAAAAGACGAACGUGCUCAUUGAGAUCAAGGGCACCGUCGGCAACGGCUACUACAGCGACAUGGCCAUUGACGACGUUUUCCUCCUUCAGGGCACUUGCCCUUGAAACUCAAGUGAAAUCUUGUUAUGCCGAACUCGAAAUAGCCUGUUAUGUCGAAAUUCCUGUAAUAUCCCUUCUGCACCAGUAACUUUAUGUUUGCAAAUCAAGUUUAAAUUGUACUUGGAUGUACAAUGAAUGCGUCAUAUUGGGAGCAUUGAAUACGUUUAUUGUGCAUCAUGUUCAAUAAAAGCAUCAAAGCCAGGACGCUCUUCAGGCUCAGUUCAUGGAUCCUGGUUAGCUAAAUCACGAGAUGUUA